AUGAAAACAAGUGGGCCAGGGAAGCGUGUCCGAUUCCUUCCGAUUUUCAUCAGCAACCGCGUUUACUUCAUGAAUGCUGAGUGGUUAUCGAUGGGGUGGUCGAUCUGGACUUCUGCGGAAAUGUGGUUUGAGCGGGAUUACUUUUUGCCCCUUCCAAAUGCAGAUGCCUCGGCAGCAAUCCACCGCAUGUCGGAUUAUGCGAGCACGAUGUCUUUCUCGAAGCGUUUGCUGAAGCAUCUGAAGCAGCCUGUCUGGGAUGGUGUUUGCUGGCGACAGUCGGACAAGAAUCUCUUUGAGGAAGCGGGAGCUCUAGCCUUCUGGACCGAGCAUUCUGAAAGACAUUGGCUUGUUUCCGUCUUGGCCAGCUUGGGAGUACCGCCCGAAAAGCGCGAUUUUGUUGGACGUCGGCGGAUUGUCACGGUCUCGGACGAGUAUGUCCGUGCAGCGCAGCAUGCAGUAAUUACUCUGCAAAAGGCGGCAUUGGAAGGAGUGCGCAAAGACGCACGCUGCGAUUUGGUCAACGGCUGUCUGUGUGACUUGGCGGUCUUCCUUAAGGAUCGUGGUGUGGAAUGUGUAGCUACAUCAGCCCAGGCCGAUCCUGACGACCUGCACGAAAUGGUGCUCGUCUACGAGCUGCAGGAUGCUGAAUAUGAUGUCGCCUGCAAGCACUGCUGGCGCAAUGGCGAGCAGCCGCAGAAUCCCACGCAUGGGGCGUCAGACGCCAGCGGCAGCGAUGAGGACGCGUCUUUGCGUGAUAGCGACACAUCUUUGGCUCGGUCUGAGCUAGAGAGAAUCCUGUGCUUCACGUUGCCCUGUGCUUCCUACUUGCGAGGCGAGUGGGGUCGUUUUGUCUUGCAGGGCUCCGGUUUUGCGAGCGCGACGCGAAGUGAAGAGGGUCCGGACCUGGGCGGGGACAGGAGCAAGGGGGGCGGGGAGGGAGCAGGCUCUCCGUCAACUGCACACGAAGACUUUUUGCGCUGUCCGUCGGGGCGCUGCGUUCCGGUCGUAACCAUAAAGGCCGAACUCUACCUUGUCUCCUGCAAUGUCCACUGGCUGUCUGGACUGGGGAACUUUGCCUUGGUUAAUUUUGCAAGGGCAGGGCUCGUGAAAGCAUCUUUAUCACCGGCCGGUCAGGCUAGUGAGGCUCGUGAAAGCAUCUUUAUCACCGGAGUUCUUGUCGUUUUGUUCUUAGUUGCUGCGGGGGCCCUGCUUGGUGAUCCCGCCAUGACGGAUGCCCGCACCGACGACCAGAUCCUUGCUUCCGCGGAGUCACCGCUGCGCUACAUCAUGGACGAUGUUGGGGAAGGCUUCAUCUCCUUGCACAUCUUCGCCGGGAUUGAUGAAACCCGGACGGAGGUACGGGAGGCCUUGGCGACAGAACUUCCCCUGGACUGCAGCACGGGGGCAGAAGCCCGUGUAAGUAUGGCGUUGUUGUUGACAGCGUGGGAAGCUUGCCGGCGACAAAUCUCUGUCAACGACAAGAACCGUGUUGAGGCAAAGCUGGGCGUUCAAGAUCGUGCGGUUCAAGUGACCGAGUACGCAGCCAUGCGGGAGGCAGUGGAAAGUGGCCAUGGCGUGCUAGGCGAUAAGGAGCUACCUUCCAAGUCCUUGUUGGCGCAGAAGUUGGAACAAGUAGAGGACAAUGCGCCACAUGUGGAAGACCUACGGGAUGUCACCAGUGCUGAGGACGCCGAGGUUGAGUCCUAUGCAGCCGUCAUCGAUCCUUCGUCUUCUUGCCUUCGCUUCAAGCCAGGGGGCACCAUGACCACCCCGCCUGGCAGUCCUGAGGAGCUGAGGCUCCGUCAUCGACGGAUUGGGUUGGCGUGGCUCAUGGUCCGCACGAAGCACACGACUCGGGCUUGGCUCCGCGAGUCUGUGGUGGACAGCUUUCGCAGGUUAUCUGAUCAUGUGUUGGGUGAUAAAGUUGCAAUCUUGCGUGCAGAGGAUGGUCGGGCCCCCAAGUGGAGCCUUGUGCUACAGUAUGAGGCUGAGCUGCGGAAGAACACGUACAAGUACAUCCGGGCAGGCGAGGCGACCGACACCGGGGAUGCCAUUAACACAGCCUGUCGUGCACCUGGUUUGCUUGCGUUUCACUUCGUUACACCCUUCUCCCUGGGCGCUUUCGUGCUUCCGAGUGCAACCACGUCAGCAUGGAUUGGCUUUGCCAGAUUCGCCACAUGUUUCGCUGCCUCCGUGGAAUAG
Messenger RNA from Symbiodinium sp. CCMP2592, 2202 nucleotides. NCBI's taxonomy places the organism in Eukaryota, Dinophyceae, Suessiales, Symbiodiniaceae. The record is from the annotation of a GenBank genome assembly.